Messenger RNA from Pieris macdunnoughi, 942 nucleotides. The record is from the annotation of a GenBank genome assembly. Lineage: Eukaryota; Metazoa; Arthropoda; Insecta; Lepidoptera; Pieridae.
AUGGUAUUUUUUAAUCUUUGGUCUGUAAUAAAUUGGUACAUAAGACCUUUUGUUAAGUGGAUUUUGAGGAAAACUACCCGUUUAUGCGAGCUCCAACGUAUAUGUUAUGGUGACAAACCUGGGGCUCAAAGAACUUGUAAUGUAGAAAAUUCAUUAAUGCUAUCUCGUACUAGGGAUGUAAUAGAAGUUAUUGCAUUCUUAGAUGCAGUGGUCCUUGAAAAAAGAUUUAUACCACAAAACUUUGAUGAUGUGUUGUAUCCAUCAAUAAAUAUAAUUCUACGAGCUAAACAAAUCAAUACAAAAUUACACCCAAAAUUUGUCCCAGCAUUUAGAAAAUGUCUACAACAGAUUUGGAGCUAUAGACAGUUAAUUGAUGACAUUGAAGAAUUAAGGUGUACUCAGUAUGAUAGUAAAAACUCAAACCAUGAGGAAAAGUUGCUAAAACUUUGGAGCCUUUUACAGCCUAAUGAGCUCCUAGAAGAUAGAAUAACAAAGCAGUGGCAAGAUAUUGGCUUUCAGGGAGAUGACCCAAAAACUGAUUUCCGAGGAAUGGGUCUAUUGGGCUUAGAAAAUCUUUUAUUUUUUGCUACGCAGUACACACAAGUUUCAAGCCAUGUUUUAAGUCACUCCCAACAUCCAAAAUAUGGCUAUACUUUUGCAAUUGUUGGCAUAAAUUUAACUUCAAUGGCAUAUUACUUAUUAAAGGAUGGUUCAGCAAAAACAUAUAUGUUCAAUGCAAAACAUUACUUGCCCAACAUUGACCUAUUUCAUAGAUUUUAUUGCUAUUUAUUUUUUGAAUUUGAUAAAUUAUGGAUAGAAUCUAAACCAGAGAAUAUAAUGGAAUUUUCUAUGAUAUUUAAAAAAUUUGAAAAUGCUAUAAGAUUACAAUUGUCCGAUCCCGCAUCUGUUUUUAGAAUAAAUAUAGCAAUUGACACAGUAUAA